GAAAUGGAGGGGUAGCAAUUGAAGCCGGGAAUAUGUGGCUCAAAUCCGCAGGUUGAAGUUGCAGCGAUUCCUUAUCUCUCGCUCCCGUCUUCUUCUUGUUUCCCUUCUCGAUUCUCAACUGUUAUUAUUGUUGGCCAAGUAAAAGAGGUGUGUGUGUAGAGAGAGAGAGAUGGGUGGCUCUGAGGACGCGUCCGGCCGCAACACGGCCUGUGUCGCCUCCAGCGGCAGCCUCCGUGCGGCCUCCAGGGGGGAGGGCGACGACGGCGCGGAGGAGGACGAGGAGGGGGAGGAGCCCCGGCGCCGCCCGAUCUCCCCCUCCGCCGCCGCGGGGUUUGAGGCCGGGUUCGGCAACGAGGGGGAGGUCAGCCUCCGGGAAUGGCUGGACCAGCCGGGGCGCGCGGUCGACCUCCUCCAGUGCCUCCAUAUCUUCCGGCAGAUCGCCGACGCGGUUAGCGCGGCCCACGCCCAGGGCGUCGUCGUCGGCAACGUCCGCCCCUCCUGCUUCGUCAUGUCCUCCCUCGACCGCGUCUCCUUCAUCGAGUCAGCCUCCUGCUCUUCCUCCUCCGACUCCUCCGAGGACGGCGCCGGGUCGCCCGACGGGUUCGGGGAGCGGGGCGCCACGGGAACUCCGGAGAGCGCCUCCGAGAUGCUGGCGGUCUCGGCGUGCUUGGAGGAGACCAAGGAGCGUGGGGAGGGCGACGUGGGCGCGGGAGAUCAGACGGCGUUCCCGCUGAAGAAGAUCUUGCUGAUGGAGUCCAUCUGGUACACGAGCCCGGAAGAAGCCACCGGGCGAUCGGGUACAUUUGCGUCGGACAUCUAUCGAUUAGGCGUUCUUCUCUUCGAGCUGUUCUGCACGUUCGACUCGCUGGAAGAGAAGCUUAUAACCAUGUCCAACUUGAGACACCGGGUUCUACCACCGCAGCUGCUGCUCAAGUGGCCUAAGGAAGCUUCCUUCUGUCUGUGGCUCUUGCACCCUCAACCGGAUACCCGGCCGAAGAUGAGUGAGGUAUUACAUAGUGAGUUCCUUAAUCAACCAAGGGAUAGUCUGGAGGAGCGUGACACAGCCAUUAAGUUAAAAGAAGAGAUUGAAGAUCAGGAAUUACUGCUGGAUUUUCUUUUGCAUUUGCAGCAAAGAAAGAAGGAAAUUGCUGAUCGGUUGCAUGAUACCGUCUGUUUUCUCUCUGCUGAUAUCGAGGAGGUCCUACAUCAGCAGUCAAUCCUCAAAAAUAAGUCAUACCAAGAACUGGACAAUGAUGAACACUCAGCUGUGGGAACAUUGGAUAAAGCCUCAUUGCAUCCCGUGAUGGAUGAGCACUCAUACGGCUCUGGUUCUAGAAAACGCCUCAGACCUGAGCUUCAGAAUUUUGUUCCAGAGGAGAAUGUUGCUGAAGGUGCAAGAUCAGAAACAGAUCAGCAAAUUCAGGAAAAUGCAUUAUCAAAGAGCUCACGGUUGAUGAAGAACUUUAAAAAAUUGGAGGCAGCUUAUUUUUCUGCAAGAUGCAGGCAAAUGAAACCAUCAGGCAAAUCAGUAACCAAAUUCUUUCAAGUUACAAGUAGUGGCAGAGGGUCAAUGAUUAGGACCGAGGGAAGCUCAGUUGACGAUAAAGUAUAUAGGAGAGGAAAUACUGGUGAAACGAAAAGUGAAUGGAUAAAUCCUUUUCUUGAUGGCUUGCGCAAAUAUCUAGCAUUCAGCAAGUUGAAAGUUAGGGCUGACCUUAAGCAUGGUGAUCUGCUGAAUUCAAUGAAUUUAGUAUGUUCCAUGGGCUUUGAUCGGGAUAAAGAAUUUUUUGCUACUGCUGGUGUAAAUAAGAAAAUUAAGGUUUUUGAAUGUGACACAAUUCUGAAUGGUGACCGUGACAUUCAUUAUCCUGUAACAGAAAUGACAAAUACAUCAAAAAUAAGCUGUAUUUGUUGGAACAAUUAUAUUAAGAGCCAUAUAGCCUCCAGCGACUUUGAGGGUGUUGUACAGGUGUGGGAUGCUACGAGGAGCCAAGUUUUUGCAGAAAUGCGGGAGCAUGAGAGACGUGUAUGGUCUGUUGACUUCUCUCUUGCAGACCCAACAAAAUUGGCCAGUGGUAGUGAUGAUGGUGCUGUGAAGAUAUGGAAUAUCAAUCAGGCUGGAAGCGUGUGUACAGUCAAAACCAAGGCAAAUGUGUGCUCCGUUCACUUUCAACCGGAUUCUGCAUAUUCUCUUGCAAUUGGUUCUGCUGAUCAUAAGAUCUAUUGUUAUGAUCUGCGGAACUUGAGAAUACCUAGCUGUACACUAGCUGAUCAUAUGAAGACAGUGAGCUAUGUGAAAUACUUGGAUUCAUCAACUAUCAUAUCUGCAUCUACUGAUAGUUCAUUGAAGCUUUGGGACUUGUCCACAAGUAUAUCAAGAAUGAUAGAAACUCCUCUUCAGACUUUCACGGGGCAUAUAAAUAUAAAGAAUUUUGUUGGCCUGUCUAUUUCUGAUGGAUAUAUCGCGACAGGCUCUGAAACAAAUGAGUUUCUUUUAUGUCUUGGAUCAGGUUUUUGUCUAUUCCAAAGCUUUUCCUAUGCCAGUGUUGUCAUACAAAUUCAGCAUUAUCGACCCGAUAUCUGGCAAGGAAGUUGAUGACACAUCACAAUUCAUAUCUUCUGUGUGCUGGCGAGGCCAGACUUCCAUGUUGCUUGCUGCAAGUUCCAGCGGUAACAUUAAAUUCUUGGAGAUGGUUUAAGUUCAGUGUUCAAAGAUAACGGCUGUCAUCUCGUGGUAAAAGGUUUGAGUGCAUUCAUCGCUUUGUCAAGCAGCAGAAGCAAUCAAGAAUGAUAAAAAGUGGCUGUGGUAGGAACGGUGAAGUUAGCAGGAGUCUCUACUUAAUUAUAGGUGAAGUAGUUAACAUAUUGUAUCAUAAAAAAGGAAAAGAAGAAGAGGAAGACUAAGAGGGAAUGGUUCAUGUACAUCAUUGGUUACAGGUAUAUAGUCGAUUACAUCAAGCUUUUCGAUCAA
Musa acuminata AAA Group (dessert banana) is the source of this 2971-nucleotide messenger RNA. Its product is annotated as protein SPA1-RELATED 4-like. Lineage: Eukaryota; Viridiplantae; Streptophyta; Magnoliopsida; Zingiberales; Musaceae. The record is from RefSeq and is a predicted model, not a curated record. Gene Ontology annotation, molecular function: protein binding; protein kinase activity; ATP binding. Bases 170 to 2596 code for a protein of 808 amino acids. Gene Ontology annotation, biological process: protein phosphorylation; photomorphogenesis. The transcript has 7 exons.